Durio zibethinus is the source of this 2231-nucleotide messenger RNA. The record is from RefSeq and is a predicted model, not a curated record. NCBI's taxonomy places the organism in Eukaryota, Viridiplantae, Streptophyta, Magnoliopsida, Malvales, Malvaceae.
AUUGUAGAAGCAAAAGAAACCAUGGUUCAAAGGAGCUCUUGCAUACGCAAUCUGGUUCAAUCCUUACGGGCUGCUUCUUUUCCAUCAAAGAUAAUGUUAGAAUAUGUCUUCCUGACAUGUAACAUCUCCAAGACAUAACUGAGCUUGCAGAUUAUCUUGGUAACACGUCUCAGGCUGCUUCUUCUCUGGGAGUAGCGACUCAACCAUCUGCUUAUAGUUUCUCAUCCUUUGCUGGAAUUCAAUGGGGCUCGCCAUGUGAAAGUGAUGGGCUGAAGAUUGGUGUUGUUAAGAUCACGACGUCAAGUUUUCGACAAUAAUAGUUUUAUUUACAUAAUAAAAAGAAAAGAAGAAGAGGAAUCUACGUCUUGUUGUCUUUUUCGAAAGUGAUUAAUAUAUUAGUACUAGGUUUUUUGAGUGAAAAUUUAUUCAAUCCAAUUAUUCAAGAAUAAGUGACGAGGAGUACGUUGACGUGGAUUGGGAUAAACUUGGAUUUGGUUUUAGGCCAGUUGAUUACAUGUACGUUAUGAGAUGUUCUAAGGCCGAAAAUUUUAGAGAAGGACGGCUCAGUCGCUAUGGCAAUAUUGAAUUAAGUCCUUCCGCAGGAGUCUUGAAUUACGGACAGGGCAUACUGGAAGGCACGAAAGCUAACAGGACAGAAGAUGGGCGCAUUCUUCUAUUCCGUCCAGAGCAAAAUGCAGCUCGGAUGAGGCAUGGGGCUGAAAGAAUGUGCAUGCCAUCUCCUUCCAUUGAACAAUUUGUUGAUGCAGUGAAGGAAACUGUACUCGCUAAUAAACGUUGGAUUCCUCCACCGGGAAAAGGGUCAUUGUAUGUUAGGCCUCUGCUUUUGGGAACUGGUCCUAUAUUAGGUUUGGCACCAGCCCCGGAGUAUACAUUUCUUAUUUAUGCUUCCCCUGUUUGCAACUAUUUCAAGGAUGGUACUGCACCUUUGAACUUGUUUAUUGAUGAGGAAUUUGUUCGGGCUUCUCCUGGAGGAGCAGGAGGCGUGAAGACAAUCACAAACUACGCUCCAGUUCUGAAGGCAAUAGUCAGAGCCAAAAACAGAGGAUUUUCUGAUGUCCUGUACCUUGAUGCCAUGAAUAGGAAAUAUCUGGAGGAGGUCUCAUCUUGUAAUGUUUUCGUUGUGAAGGGAAAUCUUAUUUCAACUCCUGCUAUAAAUGGAACAGUUCUAGAAGGGGUAACUCGAAAAAGUAUCCUUGAGAUAGCUAGGGAUCAUGGUUACCAGGUUGAGGAACGGGUAAUUUCUGUCGAUGACUUGGUUGAUGCUGAUGAAGUUUUUUGCACGGGAACAGCUGUUGGAGUUGCUCCAGUCGGUAGCAUUACACAUCAGAACAGAAGAAUUGAAUUCAAAUCAGAGGGUAGCUUGGUCUGCCAAGAACUGUACUCAACACUUGUGGGACUGCAAACUGGUCGCAUUGAGGAUAAAAAAGGGUGGACUGUCCAGAUCGAUUAAGCUCUUGAACGCUUACAAUAUCAUCUAUAUAAUUUAUAGUAUUAUACUAUAUGAACAGUGAAUAAAUUCUGUCCAUGAAUCACUUUCUUUUCAAUGUUUGCACUAAAGGCGGUGAUUAAUUAAAGGGAGGGGUCUGAUAGCUAAACUGUUAUUGUCAAUUACAGGCAAUGAUGUUGAUCUUAGUGAGGUAAAUCAGAGAAGACAACGUUUCAUAAUAGAAUUAAAUUGAGAACCAUUAUCAGCUGUGUGUUUUUAUAUGUAUACCUAGUUGCAGACCACCCAAAUGUUCCCCACUGUUACAUUCUUUACUCCUCUAAAAAGAUAUAGACUCUUGUAAACUUGCCCUACUUCCAAAUAUUCUUGCAGGACAUCAACUUAACUUGAUUCCUACCAGAGGACAUAAGCAGGCAACUUGGGAUUAUAAGAAAAAUGAAAUUGAACCUACCUACAAAACCAAUAGAGAAGUUUAUGAUUAUUGUAAGGUGGUCAAACUCAAACAAAGCUUUGCCAAAGGGAGAAAUGAAUAGUGACUAUCGCUGGUAUAUUGUGGGUUGUACCCGUUAGAUAAGAUCAAUACAGGAAAAAUGGAUUACUGAUAACCAUGUUUCUCCAACAAUUCCACUGUUUUCCCGCCUAGUGUUGUGAACCAUCCAUGUUUUCAAAUGUAAUUUUUUGGGGGGUUUUUUUUAAUAAUUGAGGUUGUCUGUAAUUAAACAUGAUCAAUUAUUAAGAAGUCAAUAUUCUAUUGAUAGAUUGUAUG